Molecule: messenger RNA, 2805 nt
Organism: Balearica regulorum gibbericeps (East African grey crowned-crane)
Lineage: Eukaryota; Metazoa; Chordata; Aves; Gruiformes; Gruidae
Source: RefSeq, a predicted model, not a curated record
GAGGGAUCUUCUCCUGAAAUCCCUAGUCUAGAAAGAAAGAAUAAGAGAAGAAAAAUCAAAGGUAAAAAAGAACGUUCUCAGGUAGACCAGUUGCUGGCUAUUUCGCUGAGGGAAGAAGAGUUAAACAAGUCCCUGCAUAGUGUGGACAGCAGUCUCUUGCAGGCUAGGGCUGCCCUGCAGGCUGCGUAUGUUGAGGUUCAACGGUUCCUUGUAUUAAAGCAACAGAUCACCAUGGAAAUGAGUACAUUGAGAAGUCAGAGAAUCCAGAUCUUGCAGGGGCUACAAGAAACAUAUGAACCUUCUGAACUAUCAGAGCAACUUUCCUGCAGUGUCUUAAAUGAGAGAAGAAAUAGCAAAUCUCAGAUGGCAACUGACUUAAUUCCUGCAGGCUCCUUCCUGCCCCUUUUAGACACUUUGCCAUCACCAUUCCAGUCUUCUGGCAUCACACCUGCUGCUCCUCCUGACUCCUCAGUACAAGUUAAACGAGAACCUGUGUCUCCAAAAGGCUCAGAAGAAAAUGUGAACUCUGUACUCCAGAGCUCUCCAUGUGCUUCACGAGCAGAAGAAGUGGAGCAGAAGGAUGAAGAGACCAACCAGAAAACUUCAGUGUAUCCAGUUAUCUCUGCAACCAUAUCCCUAUCAGAGCUGGCAGCUUGUUUUCAACAUGCUAAUCAAGAUGUUCACAAGCCUGCUGUGGACAGGGGAAAGGCUGGACUUCCCGAGAACCCUUCUCCUCAUUCACCAUCUGUUUUCAGCAAGAGAGAAGCAAAUGACACAGUUACUGAAAGCUUUUUACUGGAUCAGUGUAGUGCUUCUCUGCCAAAGCGCUCAGUCCUUCUAGAAAUGCCGAUGGAUAAAACCCCCAAAUUGUCAGCAGAACCAUCCGAGCAACAAGUGGCAACCACUGUAGUCCCAGCAGAGAAAGGGAACAGGAGGAGGAGAAAGUUAAGGAAGAAGAAAACUCUGAGGGCAGCCCACGUGCCAGAGAACAGUGAUACAGAACAGGAUAUCAUUGACUCUAAGCCUGUCCGGAAAGUCAAGGGUGGAAAGGUUCCUAAAGGAGAAAAGGUUACUACAUCCACUCCUCCAAGACAGGAGGAUGGUGCUAGUGCUCAAACGGCAAGAAACAAAGAUGAGAAUGACAGUGAUGCUUCUCUGGAACUAGUGGAAGUUCCAGCACCCCAGUGUGAGGUUGUUGACGUUGGUUCAUCAGAGUCGGGAGAUGAAAAACCAGACAGUCCAUCAAAGAGGGAUUCACGCAGCUCUGUCGAUCAAGCAGUCCUAGAGGCAUCUUGCUCUGGUUAUGAUGAAGUGAGCUCUACCAGUGAGAUUGGCACAAAUUAUAGGGAUGAUAGGAAAAGAAGUGUGGCUGAGACACAGACUUCCAUAUCAUCACUAAGAGGAUCAAAGAACUCAUCAGAAGUGUCUUCAGAGCCAGGUGAGGAUGAAGAACCUACAGAGGGAAACUUUGAGGGACACCUGGCUGCAGUGAAUGCUAUUCAGAUUUUUGGGAAUUUGUUGUAUACCUGCUCAGCAGACAAAACUGUGUGUGCCUACAAUCUGGUUAGCAGGAAGUGUGUGGCCAUCUUUGAAGGACAUACUUCAAAAGUGAACUGCCUCCUGGUCACUCAGACGAAUGGGAAGAAUGCUGCACUCUACACUGGCUCAAGCGACCACACUAUCAACUGUUACAAUAUCAAGACCAGAGAGCGCAUGGAACAGUUUAAAUUGGAAGAUCGAGUGCUCUGUUUACACAGUAGAUGGCGGAUCCUUUAUGCAGGCCUUGCAAAUGGCAGUGUGGUUACUUUCAGCAUAAAGAACAACAAGCAGGUUGAUACCUUUGAAUGCCAUGGCCCUAGAGCAGUGAGCUGUCUAGCCACAGCUCAGGAAGGAGCACGCAAGUUGUUGGUAGUGGGCUCCUACGACUGUACCAUCAGCGUGCGAGAUGCAAGGAACGGACUACUUCUCAGAACCCUGGAAGGUCACAGCAAGACUAUACUCUGCAUGAAGGUUGUGAAUGAUCUGGUAUUCAGUGGCUCCAGUGAUCAGUCUGUCCAUGCCCACAACAUUCACACUGGAGAGCUGGUACGGAUCUACAAAGGCCAUAACCAUGCAGUAACGGUUGUGAACAUUCUUGGGAAAGUGAUGGUGACAGCAUGUCUGGAUAAAUUUGUUCGUGUUUAUGAAUUGCAGUCGCACGACCGCUUGCAGGUCUAUGGAGGCCACACGGAUAUGAUCAUGUGUAUGACCAUCCAUAAGAGCAUGAUCUACACUGGAUGCUAUGAUGGCAGUGUUAGAGCUGUGAGGCUUAAUCUGAUGCAGAAUUAUCGUUGCUGGUGGCAUGGAUGUUCACUGAUCUUUGGAGUUGUGGACCAUCUGAAACAACACUUGCUAACUGACCACACCAACCCAAAUUUUCAGACCCUAAAAUGUCGUUGGAAGAACUGUGAUGCUUUCUUUACUUCCAGGAAAGGUUCCAAGCAGGAUGCUGUAGGACACAUAGAAAGACAUGCUGAAGAUGACAGCAGGAUUGACUCAUGAAGCUUUUCACCUCCCACAUUGGGAAGUAAUUUUAUACGUCAGAAUUAUUCCAAAUAAUAGCAGUUUCCUACUCCAGUCUUUCCUCUUUCUUUUCCCACGUGGAAUGCAAAAAUGGAGUGGGCCUGAAAUGCCGUGCUACAGAGACUGCAGGUUGUGUUGCACUCUGUAGAAAUUAGGCUGGUCAAUUAAUAUGUGGCCCAAACGGAAAAUUCUUGCAAGUUUUUAAUUCAUUGACAGAUAAGAAUAUUCCCUCCUCUUGUCUCC